This is a messenger RNA of Mangifera indica (mango), 1593 nucleotides long. Its product is annotated as delta(12)-fatty-acid desaturase FAD2-like. The coding region runs from base 216 to 1367 and encodes 383 amino acids. The transcript is spliced from 2 exons. Gene Ontology annotation, biological process: lipid metabolic process. The record is from RefSeq and is a predicted model, not a curated record. NCBI's taxonomy places the organism in Eukaryota, Viridiplantae, Streptophyta, Magnoliopsida, Sapindales, Anacardiaceae. Gene Ontology annotation, molecular function: oxidoreductase activity, acting on paired donors, with oxidation of a pair of donors resulting in the reduction of molecular oxygen to two molecules of water.
AGCAUCCACUGAUCUGAGGCCACCACAUCUAUCGGAAAAAUCCAACGAACAUGUUGACAAGACGUGGUCCCCACCGGAAGAGUGAAUCCCUGUGCUUAAAUAGCGAAGGCCAUUCAACCGAACGACCACCAACACAAUCUCCAUAGCCGCCGCCAGAGUUAGAGAGAGCGUUUCGGAGUCACUAGCCGCAGUCAUCUCCUUCAGGUUGCAGAACAAUGGGUGCAGGUGGUAGAGCUGUUCAAUCCGCCCCCAAGAAGGUGAGAAACGAACCCCUGAAGCGUGUUCCCGUUUCUCAGCCACCAUUUACGCUCAGCCAGGUCAAGAAAGCCAUUCCACCUCACUGUUUCCAGCGUUCUGUUAUCCGCUCAUUUUCAUAUGUUGUUUAUGACCUCACAAUCGCUGCAUUCUUGUAUUAUGCUGCAACAUCUUACAUUCCCAUGCUUCCGCCCACUCUCUCUUAUCUGGCCUGGCCGGUUUACUGGGCCUUCCAAGGCUGCAUCUUGACUGGUGUUUGGGUUGUAGCUCAUGAAUGUGGCCACCAUGCCUUCAGUAACUAUCAAUGGCUUGAUGACACCGUUGGCUUUAUCCUUCACUCUGGCUUGCUUGUACCUUACUUCUCCUGGAAGUAUAGCCAUAGCCGGCAUCACUCCAACACAGGCUCUCUUGAACGUGAUGAAGUCUUCGUCCCCAAGCAAAAAACUGGUAUCAGAUGGUAUUCCAAGUACCUUAAUAACCCACCUGGUCGAAUCCUCACUCUGAUCAUAACAGUCACCUUGGGAUGGCCGUUGUACUUAGCGUUCAAUGUUUCAGGCAGGCCUUAUGAUCGCUUCGCUUGUCACUAUGAUCCUCAAAGUCCUAUCUAUAAAGAUCGUGAGAGGCUACAAAUUUUCAUUUCUGAUGCGGGAAUUUUAGCUGUUGCAUAUGGCCUCUACCGCCUUGUGCUAGCUAAAGGUCUUGCUUGGGUGCUCUGUGUAUACGGAGGACCGUUGAUGGUGGUAAAUGGAUUUCUUGUUGUGAUUACAUUCUUGCAGCAUACUCACCCGGCAUUGCCUCAUUAUGACUCGAUUGAAUGGGACUGGUUCAGAGGGGCGCUAGCAACAGUCGACAGAGAUUACGGAAUCCUUAACAAGGUCUUCCAUAACAUUACAGAUACACAUGUAGCACACCAUUUGUUCUCAACAAUGCCACAUUAUCACGCCGAGGAGGCAACCAAGGCGAUCAAGCCGAUUUUAGGAGAAUAUUACCAGUUCGAUGGGAUGUCGAUCUUCAAGGCAAUGUACAGGGAGACAAAGGAGUGCAUUUAUGUUGAGCCGGACAAUAGCGAAGACCAAAACAAAGGUGUGUUCUGGUAUAAAAACAAGAUAUGAUGAAGGCGUUGAAUUAGUUGUUUCAAUUCAAAAUUUGCAGUCUGGGAAUUGACUUGAUCUAAUCUCAGUUUGUGCUUUCAUUCAAUAAUUUUAGAUUAUGGUCCAAAGUCUAACUAUUGUUCUCUUAAAAUGUUCUCAGUUAGUUGUUUCGAUUAUGGGCUUCUUUAAAACAAGAUAGGGUCAAUUUGGAGUCUGUUAUACAAUUCAAUAAAUUCAGUUCGUCUAA